Messenger RNA from Calypte anna (Anna's hummingbird), 4227 nucleotides. RefSeq names its product interphotoreceptor matrix proteoglycan 2 (gene IMPG2). Bases 1 to 4227 code for a protein of 1408 amino acids. NCBI's taxonomy places the organism in Eukaryota, Metazoa, Chordata, Aves, Apodiformes, Trochilidae. Gene Ontology annotation, molecular function: heparin binding; hyaluronic acid binding. Gene Ontology annotation, biological process: visual perception. The record is from RefSeq and is a predicted model, not a curated record. The transcript is spliced from 19 exons.
AUGUUUGUCUUCAUUUGGAAAAUGUUUCUUUGGCCUCUACUUUUGGGAAUGACUACGGGUGAUCUUCAAAUAGUAACAGCAGAAAGUUACUCAGCUACAGAAGGAGGACAGGCUAAAGUUGGUUCACCAACCCCUCAGCUCAGUGGCUGGCAGUUGCCAACCCCUUCUCUGUCUCCUGAAUUGAGAAAACUUAAUGGCAUUGUGGAGGCUGAACGGGCCAACAGGCAUUUGCUGUUACGAAGGAAGAGAUCCAUCCUGUUCCCCACUGGAGUUAAGAUCUGCCCUGAUGAAUCUGUUGAGCAGGCUAUUGCCAACCAUCUGAAAUAUUUCAGACUCAGAGUGUGUCAGGAAACAGUCUGGGAAGUCUUCAAGACGUUCUGGGAUAGACUGCCAGAGCGGGAGGAAUAUCACACCUGGAUGAGCCUGUGUGAGGGCGGGACCAUGACAGCCUUUGAAAUGGGCACGAACUUCAGUCAGUCUGAGGAGCACCGGAGCCUGAUUGAGAAGAAACUGUCCUAUACAAAGGAAGCAAUGGGCAGCUCCUGCAAUGAUUGGUCAUGUGGCAGUACUGGGACUCCAACUCCAGCUUUGGAUGCUGAUGUUACAACAUUGAGAGAUGCAGCUGCCAAUGUUCCUCUCCCUCAUGAGAUCACUGCUGAGAGCCCUGUGGGCGGUACCGUCCAUGAGAUGGAAGAUGCAGACACUACUAUCAAUAAUGAGAUAAAGAAGCAGGAAGAGAAGCUAGUGAGACCCAAAACUGAACAGAUGAUUGAGUUCAGCAUUUUGAUUCCUGGUGAAAAGUACAGUGAGGAGCUGAGAGAGCCAGCUUCUGCGAAGCAUCAGCAGCUCUCUGAACAGUUCAUUUCUCAGAUUAAAAGUGUAUUUGAAGGACUGCCUGGAUACAAAAGCACUCAUGUCCUGGGUUUCAGCUCUCCUGAGGAGGACAGUGGGGUACAAGUUCACUAUGCUGUUACGUUUGAUGGAAGAGCCAUCAGCAAUGCCACCUGGGACCUGAUUAACCUUCAGUCCAACAAGGUGGAGGACAACUCCUUCAUGGGCAUAGAGGAUAAUCCAACAGCUGUGUACACCAUCAGUGAUUUCCGAGAUUAUAUUGCUGAAAUUCUCCAGAAAAAUGCCUUGCUUGGAAACACCUCCAUGUCUUUAGACCCUAGCUCUCUCCAACUUAUUAAUGUGAAAGAAGUACUAAGUCCUACCCCAGAAGACCUGUCCUGGAUUACUGAGCACCCAGUUGUUCUGGAGCGCCCUGAGUUUGAUGACAGCACCUUUUUAGCUGAACGGCCUUCAGCAGAUGAAUCGACUGUGAGCAAUACCUUGCCCUUUGACUUCACCAAAUCAGAUUCUACUUCAGAGAGUGAACAGUCCAAUGACAAUGAAAUCUGGCCAAGACCAGGGAAUCUGGACUCUCAGGCCAGUUUGGCUCCUGAAGUUCCUCUAUCCUCAGAGGCUGAUGUCACUCCUCUGCCUGAUGGGCUGAAUUUAGAAGAUGGGAAUCAGACUCCUCAUCUGGCCACUGCAACAGUGUUCGGAAGUAAUUCUGUGGACUCUCUGGAAUGGCUUUCUGCCUCCAGUUCUUCAAAUGUGUUUGAAGAUACUGGACUAUCUGAAGACCAUCUUUUGCCUUCAAGUCCUCCUCACCUCGUGCCUGAAGAGCCUUCAUCCAUGGAUGCAGUUCCUCCACUUUCUGCACCAACAGUGGCCUCUUUGUCAGUAAUAGAGACUGAUACAAAAGAAACAGUAUCUGCUGAGAAGGAAGAAGGGAUUCAGGAUAGUGCUGCAGGUGGUGAAAAUGCAGAUUCUGUGGAAAAAAUUAAUUUUCCCUUAGAAGUGCACCCUAUGGAAGAUGGAACUGAUAUAUAUCUUGGAGACAGAGUUAUAAAUGAUGAUGGGUCUGGCUCAGCUUUUGAUGGUUCAGGAAAAGAAAUGGAAUCAAGUAUUUGGCCCUGGGGAGAAGCAACACUGGAACCAGUUUUCUACCCUGGUCCUGAUAGCUGGCUUGAAGAUGACAAUGAGUCUUUGUUAAUCAGAACUAAGGAUAUUCCUGAAGGCAUGAUCUUAGACUAUAUUCUUAAUUCUGGGAAUAAAUUAGAUUAUGAUCCUUCCAAAGAUGAGAAUGAAGGUAUGGUCGAUAAAAAAGAAGAUUUCCUCGAUGAGUCUGAAAUAUUUGUCUUUCCAGAGACUACAACUCAUCUGUUACAGACAGAAGAGCCAUCACCUGUGGAACCAUCUAAACAGCCAGAAGCACCAAGCAUGGACAGUUCUGCUUUUAUUAAGCCAUCCUUGGGCUUGGAGCCUUCAGUGGACCAUUUCUCUGUACACGUGCCAACUGGAGAGGUCCCUGUCUCACCAGACUAUACAGGUUUGUCUGUGGAAGACAGUCUCCUCACAUCUACAGGGACCAUCAGUAUGGAGCAACCUGAAGAGGACAGCAUAGAUCAGAACAUCAUAUCUGAAACAGUUGAACACCAAAAUGAAGACAGGACAUUGGCAGAAGAACUAAUCACAGUGGGGCAGUCAGAUGUAACUGAAGUUGCUGCAAUAGGCCACUUGGACACAAGCUCUUCAGAAACUAUUCUGACUGCAGCUCCUUCCAUAGUAAGCCCUGAUGCUUUCACAGAAGAGCAGCAACCCCCAGAUUCAUCAUCAGUAGGCCAUGACACUACUGAAUCAGAAGUGAAGACACCAGCUGAUGUUUGGUCUACUGACAGAGCACUGGAAAGCUCAUUAGAUCAGACAGCACAAUCAGCAACACCGACUGGCACUCAAGUGCAAGUUUCAACUGCAUUUCCUCCUGCAAUAGAUCAGGCCACUGUUCUAGAGGGCUUGGCUGUGCAGGGUGACACAGACCAUGACAAGCACCUUUCCAUGAGCUUUACCACUCUUACAGACUCGUAUGUAACGGUGAGUGUAACAAGCCCUGUCCAGCAUUUGUCCCACAUACCUCCUUUGGGAUCUACAGCAUCAUCAUCUGUGGCUACCUCAGUGGGGCUAGGAGAUGAAACAACGAGAGUCCUGGAUGUUUCAGUAGACCUGGGUCAUGUGAGCACUGUCCAUUUUUCUCCCAAGCUACCUGAAGAGGGAAGGACCACGACUGAAGGUCAUAUGGAACUAACAACUCAUGUCCAGUCCACACAGAUGGCUGGUGUGGCUUGGGCGACGCUGGAAAAUCGUGAUACUUCAGCCGUCCCGUCACGAGCUCUGGUGGUGUUUUUCAGUCUUCGAGUCACCAACAUGAUGUUUUCAGAGGACCUGUUUAAUAAAAACUCCCCUGAAUACAAGGCGUUGGAGCAGCGAUUCUUGGAACUGCUGGUGCCCUACCUUCAGUCAAAUCUGACAGGCUUCCAGAAUCUAGAAAUCCUCAACUUCAGAAAUGGCAGCAUUGUGGUGAACAGUCGAAUGAAAUUUGCCAAACCCGUGCCUCGGAAUGUCACCAACGCUGUCUACAUGAUCCUGGAAGACUUCUGCAACACUGCCUAUCACACCAUGAACCUGGCCAUUGAUAAAUAUUCCCUGGAUGUGGAAUCAGGUGAGCAAGCAGACCCCUGCAAGUUUCAAGCCUGUAAUGAAUUUUCUGAAUGCUUAGUAAAUCGCUGGAGUGGGGAAGCUGAGUGUGUCUGUAAUCCGGGCUACCUCAGCAUUGAUGGGCUGCCGUGCAACAGCAUCUGUGACCUGCAACCAAACUUCUGCCUCAAUGAUGGGAAGUGUGACAUAAGCCCUGGGCAAGGGGCCAUCUGCCGGUGUCGUGUGGGAGAGAACUGGUGGUACAGAGGGGAGCACUGUGAAGAAUAUGUGUCUGAGCCACUGGUUGUGGGUAUUGCAAUUGCUUCUGUAGCAGGAUUUCUUCUUGUGGCAUCUGCUGUCAUCUUCUUCUUGGCCAGGACCCUUCGAGACCAGUACACAAAGAGUGACUCUGGGGAUUCACAGGGGCAGGGUGACAGCCUCUCCUCCAUAGAGAAUGCAGUUAAAUACAACCCCAUGUAUGAAAGUGAUACAACUGGAUACAGCCAUUAUUACAGGAGAUACCCCCAGUUAACAUCCUACAGUUCUACCAGUGCAGAGACAUCCACAGACUACAGCAGUGAAGAAAUCAGGCACAUUUAUGAAAACAGUGAACUUACUAAGGAGGAAAUUCAGGACAGAAUUCGAAUUAUAGAGCUCUAUGCUAAAGACCGUCAGUUUGCAGAGUUUGUGAGGCAGCAUCAGAUGUGA